Molecule: messenger RNA, 1744 nt
Organism: Sander lucioperca (pikeperch)
Lineage: Eukaryota; Metazoa; Chordata; Actinopteri; Perciformes; Percidae
Product: protein LSM14 homolog B-like
Exons: 8
Coding region: 222-1334 (370 amino acids)
Molecular function (GO): mRNA binding
Source: RefSeq, a predicted model, not a curated record
GUUUUUGCGGUGUACGCCGGCUGGCUAAAGAAACGUACCCUGUUUUACACGCAGGUGAGCCAGCAGCAAAGAGGUGCGUCACUGGCAAUCUUAUAAAAACGCACAGGUGCCCGCUAAUUGGGCACUAUAGCUGAUUAGUUCAUGUCUGGUGUGUACCGUGGUUUAAUGUUCUGUGAUUUAGCCGCUGCUUUUCAAUUUGAAGACAUAUUUUCGCUGUAAAUAUGAGUGCUGGAGGAGGGACCCCUUACAUUGGCAGUAAAAUCAGUUUGAUAUCCAAGGCGCAGAUCCGGUAUGAGGGAAUAUUAUCGUCUGUCGACACAGACAGGUCCACGGUUGCGUUAGCCAAAGUUAAAUCCUAUGGGACAGAGGACCGACACACAGAUAGACCAGUGCCCCCCAAAGAUGAAAUUUAUGAAUUCAUAAUCUUCAGAGGAAGUGACAUCAAAGACAUCACUGUGUCUGAGCCACCAAAACCACACCAUGGACUGCCUCGUGACCCUGCUAUUGUGCAGUCAUCCAUGGGCAGCUCCCCUGCUGCUUAUCACCCACGCUGGAGUUCAUACAGAGACAUGAUGCCCACCUACAACCAGCUGGCUGCUACUUCUCUACUCAACCAGCAGUACAAUGCAGCACUGGGCCUAGUACCAGGACUUCACGGCAUCCCAGCCAGAAGAGCUCCCAUGGUCGAGCAGGCCGUCCAAACCGUGCCUUCGGCUGGUGCUGCCCAGAAAAAAGGGAAGACUACAACCCAGCCACAGGUCAGACAGCCUGUUCGUCCAACACAGCGCUCUGGCCAGGUUCAGAAGGAGAACAUACCCACCACUAAGCAAAGUCGAGGACCAUCUCAGCCAAGUGCAGCAAAGGUUCAAGGCCAAGGCACAGAGAACCAGAAACAAAGGCAAAAACAAGGUAGUCGCAGGUCCAGGAAUCGAAGCAGAGGCCAACUUCUUGUGAAAGACUCAAAGGCCACCACCUUGCAGUUUGAGUCAGAUUUUGAUUUUGAAACUGCACAUGCUCAGUUUAAAGAUGAUAUCACGAAGGAGGUUGUGGUUGUAAAGGUGGAUUCUGGGGUGGCCCAGGACAGCCAGGGUAUGGAGGAGGAGGACACUCUUGGAGAGAAGUACUACGACAAAGCCAAAUGCUUCUUCGACAAUAUCUCAUCAGACCUCAAGCCCAGGAGAACCACCUGGGCGGAGGAGAAAAAGUUGAACAUGGAAACAUUUGGAGUGCCCGGCCGCUUCCUGAGAGGCAGAGGAUUCAGGGGCAGAGGACGCAGAGGGCAGAGCACCACUGAGCAGCGACCCCUCCCAAAAAUUGGUAGUGGGAGGGUGUGAAGGCUUUUCUUUUUGUUAACAUUUUCUGUAAAUAUUGUAGUCUUCUACUUAUUUAAAAAAGUACCUCCCUUUUUUCCCCAUUUGAAGCUAAGAUUUUUUUUUUUUUUUUCUCCAUCCCAAAUUUGCAUUCAGGGAAUUCUGUACUUCGAAGCUUUAUUAUAUGAAAUGAGAGCAAUUUCUUUGCAUCAAGCAGCUGUGUGCUGGAAGCAAAUGUAUUCAUUGGUAAAAUGCAAUGGAAUUUAGGCCAACAGGCACAUACUUUUAGUUUUAGUUUUUGCUAAGUGUAUUAAACUUGACUGUAACUCCAAGAUGUUUUUGGAGGACAGCUGUACUUUAUUUUUUUUCCCCCACUUCUAAAAUGAAAACUUGGAAGACUUUGUAACAGUUGCUAUUAAAUAACAUUAACAGAA